Brassica napus (rape) is the source of this 586-nucleotide messenger RNA. RefSeq lists its product as uncharacterized. The transcript has a single exon. Bases 103 to 429 code for a protein of 108 amino acids. The record is from RefSeq and is a predicted model, not a curated record. Lineage: Eukaryota; Viridiplantae; Streptophyta; Magnoliopsida; Brassicales; Brassicaceae.
UAAUGAUUUUAAUAUCCCACCACCUUUCUACCUACGUUUUAUAUAAAACCAUCAUCAUCUGUAAACCAGACACUUUACCUCCAAAGAAACGAAAAAGAAAGAAUGGGGAAUUGUCUAAGGCAUGAGUCAGAAACGCACUGGUCUGGUGAAGAUUGGGAUGAUGAUUUCAUCACAGAACAUGAAGAAGAACAAGAUCAUCAUCAUCAUAGCUCCAAGACGACAUCCAUUAAGGCUAGUAAAACAGUAAUUGUCACGCAAGACAGUAAAUCAUCUCAUCAUGAGAUAAAGAUCAGGCUCACGAAGAAGCAACUCCAGGAUCUACUGAAUCAAGUCAACGUCCAUGACCUGACCGGUUCUGAUCGUAAAACUGAAGAAGGCAACCAUCACCGGUUAUGGACACCGGUUCUGCACAGCAUACCGGAGGUUUAAUUUAAUAUUUUCCCGGGAGAUGAUCAGACCAUGUUUGUAUAUUCUUUAGGGGUUGGUUAGGAUUUUGAUGUAAAUUUCCGAAUUAGUACACAACAUUUCUCCAUUUUUGUGUUGUCAGAUUGUAAAUAUGAAAUAUAAUAAAUCUAGUUGGGCUUUA